CCAAGUCACAAGUGCAAACGCUGGGAUACAUCGCCAACCAGGAAAUCAAAGAAAACUCGCAACAAUGGCCGCUCAAUACGAUAUCCAGACCUUCUUGCUAGAUAAGCAAAACAUCCACGACACAGUGGCUCGCCUUACCUUAAACAUGGACCUACGUUCGACCGACGGCCUCAUCAACGACGUCUACGCCCCAGACGUCAUCAUCGACUACACGUCCAUGUUCGGCGGGAAGCCGACGGAGACGACCAACGAGGCAUGGGCUAAGAGCCUCGAGCCAAUGAUGGCGGCUUUCGAUUCAACGCAGCACGUAGUCACGAACGAGGUCAUCGAGCUCCCGCAGCCGACCAAAGGAGCCGACAGGCCCGACAAGGCUAGCGUCGUUGCUCAGGUCAAUGGUCAUAUGUUCCGCCGCGCGGCGAGGGGGAAGCCGCUUAUGCAUAAUGGGGGCCGAUAUAACAUCGAGCUCGUGCGACUCCCGGAGCUCGAGCAGAAGGGGGAGAACCCGUGGAGAAUCAGCAGGCAGGCUACUGUCAUCGGCUGGGAAGACGGUAGCUCGGAUGUUAUGAGUGCGUUUGCUGGUAUUGGACAUUAGGUAGGUCGAGCAGUCUGAUUACGGGCAGUAAGGGAUGAGAUGAGGCCUUGAUGGGGGUGACGUUACAUGUGAGGUUGGCUUCCCUUGGGUACUACUUUCGAAGAUAUAUUAUACCUAUUGUGUGGUAGCAAACUAGGUACAUACCAAGGGAGGAGAGCCAGUCUUCAGCUGUAUUGCUUUCGAUUCGAUCCGCCAAGCUGGUUUAUGAUAAAUGAGCUUGUCACUAAAACUUAUAGAAGAUGUCUACUUAAUCCACGUAUACUUAUACGUGAAGUCAUUAUAAAUUGAACUGCC
Molecule: messenger RNA, 886 nt
Organism: Daldinia loculata
Lineage: Eukaryota; Fungi; Ascomycota; Sordariomycetes; Xylariales; Hypoxylaceae
Product: SnoaL-like domain-containing protein
Exons: 4
Coding region: 65-592 (175 amino acids)
Source: RefSeq, a predicted model, not a curated record